GACAGAUAUAAAUGUUCAAUGCUUCUGGAAUUUUAUUUCACUUGCAUCUCAGCCUCUUAUCUGGAAGAAAAAUGAACAGGCUUGCUGUAGUAUUAAUUGUGCUGGGAUUCUUCUGGAAUGCAGCCUUUGCUUCCCUCCAGGUUUACAGCAUCCCAAGCCUCAACGGCGAUUACAUCCAGCAGUCCGUGACCAUAGACAAUGAGAAGAAAAUAGCCAUCAUCCAUAUCUACGAGGGAGCCUGCUCUUCUGAUACAAUUUUUGACUAUAAGCAUGGAUAUAUCGCCAUGCGGUUCUUUUCUCGACGAGCUUGCUUUGUCAUGAAGAUGGAAAAAGGCUACAUUCCGGAAAUAGAUGUAAUUGGACGGUUGGCUUAUGAGAGACAGAUGAUGAAUAAGAUGAUAUCAGGAUGGAACGUGUGGGCACAGUACGAACCUGCAAAAUCUUUCUUAGGAGAAAUCAAAGAGUGGUUUGUUUUUGGUAGCGCCAUUGAACAUCUCUGCAAGCAUGUACCCGUUUAUGAAGUUAAAAGAGUUGAACAUGAACCACAUGCCAGAGGUUGUAUCAAGGCUGGCAUCUUCGACAUUUUGAGAAUUAACAUUUGUGGUAGUAUCCACCUGUAACCCUUUGAAGUCUCUGAAGAUGCCCUGCAACGGGUUCAUUCCAAUGAACAAGCUUCUUCAACCUCUGGAUAUGUUCUCAGUGCUUCAAACAUCUUAGACUCUUUGUGCUUCCUUUAAAUUUUGCCUUGCAACCCUAACCCAAGAGCUGCUAAUAAAGAGCAAUUUCUCAGUG
Python bivittatus (Burmese python) is the source of this 792-nucleotide messenger RNA. RefSeq names its product gastrokine 2 (gene GKN2). The record is from RefSeq and is a predicted model, not a curated record. Lineage: Eukaryota; Metazoa; Chordata; Lepidosauria; Squamata; Pythonidae.